This is a messenger RNA of Rhizophagus irregularis DAOM 181602=DAOM 197198, 515 nucleotides long. RefSeq lists its product as uncharacterized. The record is from RefSeq and is a predicted model, not a curated record. NCBI's taxonomy places the organism in Eukaryota, Fungi, Glomeromycota, Glomeromycetes, Glomerales, Glomeraceae.
CCGACAAUCAUUUCAUCGACAAACGUUUCACCGACAUAUAUAUAUAAUUGAAAAUUUCAGUUUACUUAUUCGCCACAUUCCUGCUCUAGCUUUCUUACCCCAUAAUAAUAUACCAUCAGCAUUUGAUGAACUAAGAGGGCCAUCAUGCCAGAAGAAGCAUCAUGGAAUGGUUUGAAAUCUUUACAUCCGUGUAGGAUACGACGAACAAGAAGAAGUGGGAAUAUAAUCCGUUAUUCACACUCAAUCUGGUCGGUAACAGACGAUAUUGAGUACACUUUUCCUAGAACCCAGAAUGUCGUCGAAGCAUGGCAUAGGAGAUGGAAUACAUUGGUGGGUCAUGCACACAUAGGUGUCUUCAAAAUAAUAAAAGAAAUACAGUAUGAACAAAAUCAAGUUGAAAAUAAUAUCGAGUCGAUUUUGCGAGGAGCCCACAGCUUUUACGAAAGAAAUUGAUUUCCUUAGGGGAAAUAGCACAUAAUCUAUCAUUUUAGCUUAAUUCCAAAAGUACUUUUCAC